CUUUACAGCUCCCCACCUUAACCCCCUUUAUUUUCACCACUCAUGGCUUCUAAACUCAGCUCAGAUGAAGAGGGCGCUGUUUGUGAAGAAGCCGACUGCGAAUCGAUUACUGACGUCACGUUCUAUGUGAAGGAAAAGAAGAAGCUCUGUCAUGACUGCGCAUUGAAAAAAGAAUGCAUCGGGAUAGCACGAAGAGGUGUACCUAAUCUCUUCUGUAAGGAACAUGACGAAUUAAUACGUUUGUACUGCAGAACACAUAACGUAGCAUUAUGUUAUUCCGAUGCAUUUACAGCUCAUCACGAGAAACCUUGCGUACGGCUGACUAUAGAAGACGCACUGCGGAAAAACAAAGCAAAGCUCACCAUCCUUCAGAAAGCAGUGAUGGACAAAUUGGAGCUAUUACGAGUUUAUGGGAUUGAGAUUCAUCACUGUAAACAAGUCCCAGACGAACAUUUGAAAACUAUUCAGAAUGAGGUUGAUUCCGAAAUCGAAGAGGAGAUCGAAAGAGACAGAGCCAAGGAAAAAGAAGAUGCUGAUAAAAUCGACAAGGAAGUUGAUGGGGAAAAUGAACAGCAUCAAGAGGAGAUUCGGAAGCUCCAGGAUAAAAUUAACCAGAACAACGAGAAGAGAGAGGAGCGACACAAUGAAAAUCGUUUAAACGCAGAGAAUAGACGAAAACCGAUAAUUGAUAAACUGCGCAUUCUUCAGAAGGAAAUUCAGAACAUCGCUCAAGAGAUCGAGAGAAAGAUUGGAGAGCUUGAAAAAUCAUGGCAAGACGACACCAAAUCAGCAGAGAAAGCAAAAGAAACACUGGACAGACUUCUUGAAGACGAUACAAAUAUUGUCAUAGAUGGACAUCGUGUGAUUGCAUCAGUGAGUGAGGAACUAAAGAAGGAACUGAAUGAGGGUGAGGUGAAAGAAAUAAAUCGUGUUGUAUCAGGUGUGAGGUUUGUGAAGAGUAUUAGGAGAGAGAAGUAUAAAGGAAGAAUUGAUGGGUAUGAUGGAGAGUGGAAGCGUAUUGAUAAAAUCAAUGUCACAGAUAAAAUCAAAUACCCGGGCAUUGUUGGAUGUAUAGAUGAAGAAAAAGUAAUUAUCAAAGAUUGGAAGAUUGAUGGACACACCUACAUGUUAGAUUUGAACAGUAAAACCACACAGAGAGUGAUCAACGGUAGUGAUACGUCCAUUAUAUACUCAUGUGCAACGCUGAAUGACGAUAAGAUAGUAUGUGGUAGAUUCAUCAACAGUUGUACAGGAGACAGUCUACCUGGGAGCAUCAGUGUAUACGACAGACAGUGGAAUCGCAUCAAUGACGUCACAAUACCAAGGAACACGACGCGUACUGGUGUAGGGGUGCGCGUUGCAAUCGAUCAGGAUGGGAUGAUCAUCGCUGCUGAAGGGAGUCAGUCUAUGAUAUACGUCAUCAACCCAGCUAAUGAUGAUAUUGUCAAUACCAUCACGUGUAAAGAGAAGAUAUUAAUGUACGAUGUGCUGACAUCAGGUCACAUCAUCGCUCGACCUUUACCACCUGAUCGCAGAGCACUCAUCAUUGACAGAGAGGGUGAUCAUAUGGAAAUCCCCCACAGUGAUGUCAUCUUGAAUGUGUGUGUUGAUCGUAUGACAGACGACCUCUACGUCGUGACGUCAGAUGAUGAGUACAAGACGUGUGUGAUUGAUCAGGUGAUGAGUGAGGGUGAUAUGAAGAAGAGAAGAGUAGCAUCAUUCCCUUUAUCAACUAUACUGGAUAGAAAGAAGAGAUUUAGUCACCUUGUCUUAUCUCGAAUAAUGAUGACGUCAUCAGGGAAUAUGAUUGCAUGUGAUGGAGAUAAUAUUCUCAUAUUCAAAAAGCGAUUCAUCUUCUAGAUCCAUGACAGACAAUAAUACCGAACAAACAAAUGAUAUUGGGAAUGUUGCUACAUCUUACCAUUAUAUGCUUUCAAAUUGAAAAGAAAAAACAAUGAAAACGCAUUAGUCAUUGUAAUUCAUGGUUUCUUUGUGGGUAAGCUUCAUAGUCAUAUUGGAAACCUAUCAGGGAUAUGCUCUUUUAUUGUACACGUUGUGUCAAAUUAUGUUAUA
Molecule: messenger RNA, 2073 nt
Organism: Lytechinus pictus (painted urchin)
Lineage: Eukaryota; Metazoa; Echinodermata; Echinoidea; Temnopleuroida; Toxopneustidae
Exons: 1
Coding region: 43-1860 (605 amino acids)
Source: RefSeq, a predicted model, not a curated record